AUGGGAAUCACCUUUCUAUCACAGAGUACUGUUGGAAUUCUGGGGAAUUUCUCUCUUCUUUACCAUUAUCUCUUCCUUUACUUGACAGAAUGCAGGGUUAGGUCCACAGAUGUGUUUCUCAAGCACCUGACUGUGGCCAAUCUCUUAGUUAUUUUUUCUAAAGGAAUCCCCCAAACGACGGCAGAUUUGGGGUUGAAAUAUUUCCUUAGUGAUUUUGCAUGCAAACUUGUUUUCUACGUUCACAGAGUGGGCAGGGAUGUGGCCAUCGGAACCACCUGCUUCCUGAGUGUCUCCCAGGUGAUCACGAUCAGUCCCGGGGACUCCAGGUGGGCGGGGCUUAGAGUGAAAGCUGCCAAGUACCUGGGCACCUCCAGCUUCCUCUGCUGGGUCCUGAACAUAAUCCUAAAUGUUACACUUAUUCUGUCCAUGACUGGCAAAAGGAACAACAGAAACAUGACAAGCAACAGAGAUUAUCACUACUGUUACUCCAUAGAUGGCAGCCUCACAGUACAGUUACUGGUUUUGGCAUCAGUGUUCUUCCGUGAUGGUUUCUGUUUUGGGCUCAUGAUCUGGGCCAGCAGCUCCAUGGCUUCCAUCGAGCACCAGCACAAGCGGCGGGUCCAAUAUAUUCACAGCAACACUCUGACCCCGAGACCCUCCCCUGAGACCGCAGCCAUCCGAAGCAUCCUUGUCCUGGUGAGCACCUUUAUUUCCUUGUGGACACUGUCCUUCUUCUUCCACAUUUGUGUGGUGGUGUUUAACAACCCCAGUCCGUGGAUGAGGAAUGCUUCUGUACUACUCAACGCACGUUUUCCUACUGUCAGCCCCUACAUCCUCAUGAGCCACAACCCCAGAAUGUCCACCCUCCGCUUUCCUUGCAAAGGAACACGAAAGCACUUAAACUUAUCCUAA
Molecule: messenger RNA, 912 nt
Organism: Ailuropoda melanoleuca (giant panda)
Lineage: Eukaryota; Metazoa; Chordata; Mammalia; Carnivora; Ursidae
Product: vomeronasal type-1 receptor 4
Exons: 1
Coding region: 1-912 (303 amino acids)
Biological process (GO): G protein-coupled receptor signaling pathway
Cellular component (GO): membrane
Molecular function (GO): pheromone receptor activity
Source: RefSeq, a predicted model, not a curated record